Didymella exigua CBS 183.55 is the source of this 1370-nucleotide messenger RNA. Its product is annotated as S-adenosyl-L-methionine-dependent methyltransferase. The record is from RefSeq and is a predicted model, not a curated record. Bases 412 to 1224 code for a protein of 270 amino acids. Lineage: Eukaryota; Fungi; Ascomycota; Dothideomycetes; Pleosporales; Didymellaceae. The transcript is spliced from 2 exons.
CUUCCAGUUUUUCCACAAGUUUUGUGUCGCAUCAAAGCCCUCAAAUUCGACUGAGCACUGGAAUAGCUUUUAGUACUGUUGACGAUUUGAGGAGUUGACCAAUGAGUACGCAAAGGAGUGAAUGCUGUGCCAGAUUCAUCAGCUUAGGACGCAUCUGCACGCACGGCUCGUUAUGUCCGAGAACUUCGACUGUCCUUCAAACUGGUCUGGCAUGGCCUGCACUGGGUGUGUGGCAUAAGCGCUAUGCCGUCUCUACGAUGCCUUUGUCGAAAGUACAUAAGAUCUGAGUGUCCAACCGUGUUAUCUCAUAUUUCAGCCUAUGUGAAAGUAUCUCGCAAGCUCUCUUGCUCUCAUCCAUCCAUCUACUCAGUAUCUCCAGGAACACUUCAACAAGGUACUGCCUGAGCGACCAUGAACAUCUCCACCGUCAGCCCGCCCUCUCAAGCCCUAGCCCUCGUCUCCGGGGCCCAAAAAGCCUCAACCUACGAAACAACGGGCGGUCUCGUAACCGCCCAAUUUGCCUCUCACAACCUGUCCCUCAUCCCGCCCAUCCAAGAGGGCGCCAUCAUCCACGACAACGCCUGCGGGUCCGGCACCGUCUCGCGCGCCCUCAUCUAUUCCCCGAACUUACCCUCAGACCUAAAAAUCCACGCCACAGACAUCGACUCGCCCUUCCUCUCCGCGCUCCAACAUGAGGUCGACCAGCACCACUGGCCCAUCAGCGUGACAAACCAGAAAAGCGAGUCCCUGGACUUUGCAGAUAACACGUUCACUCAUUCUGUGACCAACAUCGCUAUCUUCUUCACUAGCAGCUCUGGUCUCGAUGGCGCAAGGGAAAUCUACCGCACGCUGCAGCCCGGUGGCAUCGCGGUGGUGAAUUGCUGGGCCCAUGUGACGUGGCUCCUGCCUGUGCGCGCGGUGCACGAGCAUAUUCGCCCGGGGAAGCCGUUUCCGACGCCGGUUGUUGCGUGGCAUGACGGGAAACACAUCCAGAAGGUGAUGAGGGAUGCAGGGUUCAGGAAGGAGGACAUGCGGAUCGAGAAGAGCGAUGCGUGGGCGGUGAUGAAGAGGAGUUUGUUGAGGGAGUGGGCGGAGAAGAGCUGGGCGUAUCUGGGUGGGAUUGCGGGGUGGCUUGAGGGUGACCAGGAGACGUGGGAUGAAGCUGUAGACAAGUUAGUGGAGCUCUUGUUGGUCCAGCCUGGGACGGUGGCUGAGGGCGAUUAGGUCAGGAUGAACGCUAGCCAGUGGGUUGUUAUUGCGAAGAAGUAAGGCAAGGAAGAUGAUUGCUAGCCAGUGUUGAGAAGGUCGUCUUUUCAAUAGUACAUUAUCUAUCAGACAUCAAGACUUUUGGGCUUCAAAGACCAAGCAAA